AUGUCCCGGGCGAUUUCUCUAACACGGCGUCCUGCCGCCACAUCAUCAUUCUCCAAAUCCGUAAAUACCAGAAUUACUCCGUCCGCUCUCCUUAGAUCCUGCGCUUCUUCCAAACCACAGCUUCCCUUCAAUCUACAUCAACCUCCCUUCUAUCGACAUCACCAUGUCCAGGUCUGCACAAAGCGGCCGCAACUUCCCAUUCCUUCCGCAAUUUUGUCGCGGACGCGGACUUACCACUCCUCAUUCCACCCAACUCCAGAUCCUCCCGCGGACUUGUAUACUCCUGAACAAUCUGCCAUUCUCUCCGCGGCCGUAGCCCAUGUUCCAGAGCACGGAUUUACGACUCACUCGCUCACAUUAGGGGCUCGGGAUACGGGGUACCUGGAUGCAUCAUUGCAGCUAUUUCCGGGUGGUGGGGAAAUUGCGCUGAUAACCUACUGGCUGGCUAGCAGGAGGGGAAUUCUACGACGGAAAGUUGAGACCGGGGAACUCUUUGGGGGGUUUGAAGCCGAGAAAAACAGGAAAUUAAGUGUGGAGGAGAAAGUGGAGCUCUUGAUAUUAGAAAGGUUAAGGAUGAAUGAAGGAAUAAUAGGGCAUUGGCAGGAUGCUCUUGCAACCAUGUCUCUGCCCUAUAACAUCGCCCCGUCGGUCUCUGAGUUAUACAAAUUAUCCUCUGACAUCCUCUAUCUUGCCGACGACCGCUCCAUCGACUCCUCUUGGUACACAAAGAGACUAUCCGUUGCUACCGUGUACGCUAGUGCAGACGUCUUUAUGACAGCGGACACCUCCCCGAACUUCACAGCGACGAAGGAAUUUGUGGAACGGCAGCUGAGCGAUGUCAACUCUCUUGUGGACUCUUUUAGUCACUUUCUGGGAUACUUGGGAUUUGUUGCUGGCAGUGUCAUUGGGGUUGGUAGGAGCUGGGGAGUGAAGAUAUGA
Molecule: messenger RNA, 939 nt
Organism: Paracoccidioides brasiliensis Pb18
Product: rpsU-divergently transcribed protein
Exons: 2
Coding region: 1-939 (312 amino acids)
Biological process (GO): ubiquinone biosynthetic process
Cellular component (GO): mitochondrial inner membrane
Molecular function (GO): lipid binding
Source: RefSeq, a predicted model, not a curated record